Messenger RNA from Trichoplax adhaerens, 1092 nucleotides. RefSeq lists its product as uncharacterized. Gene Ontology annotation, molecular function: microtubule binding; microtubule motor activity; ATP hydrolysis activity. Gene Ontology annotation, cellular component: microtubule; kinesin complex. Lineage: Eukaryota; Metazoa; Placozoa; Uniplacotomia; Trichoplacea; Trichoplacidae. The record is from RefSeq and is a predicted model, not a curated record. The annotation marks the transcript as partial. Gene Ontology annotation, biological process: microtubule-based movement. The transcript has 7 exons.
AGUCAUGAAUUUCUUUACGAUGGCGUUUUUGGACCUGAUGCCUUACAAGAUCAAAUUUUUGAAGCAGUGGCUAUGCCUGUAGUGGACAGAUUUCUUCAAGGCUAUAACGGUACAAUAUUUGCAUAUGGUCAAACUGGUUCCGGUAAAACUCAUACCAUCGAUGGUAGCCAAAAAUAUUUUCAAGAUAGAGGCAUAAUACCUCGUAUCCUAUCAGCAAUUUAUGGUAACAUCAAGCAAAUAGAUAGCAAAGAUAUCUCUAUCCACGUUACUUAUAUGGAGAUAUAUAAGGAAGUAGGAUAUGAUUUGCUCAAUCCUGCAACAAAAGCUGGCUCUAUGAUUAUUGAGUUGCCAAGGGUUCAAAUAUUAGAUGGUGGAAGAGAAGGUGCACUUAUCCGUAACUUAUCUUCUCACUUAGCUUCAAACGAAAGAAUUGCUCAAGAUCUGAUGUUCCAAGGCAGAGCUAAUAAAAAAAUUGCCGAAACGCCUAUGAAUCAUAAUUCAUCUCGAUCCCAUACAAUAUUUACCAUUAUACAAACUACAACAUCUCAGGAUACCCCGACAAUUACAAGAUCUAAACUUCAUAUUGUUGAUUUGGCGGGGUCUGAAAGAGUUUCCAAAUCAGGGCUAUCGGGCAAACAUUUAGAAGAGGCUAAAUUAAUCAAUCUUUCUCUAUAUUAUCUUGAGCAAGUCAUUAUAGCACUACAAGAAGAUAUAAACUAUGCAAUUAACAUAUCUAAACAUGUGCCUUAUCGAAAUUCUCUCUUGACUAUGCUCUUGAAAGACAGCAUAGGUGGUAAUUGUUUAACAUCCAUGGUUGCUACCAUAUCAAGUGAUAUGCAUAAUUUAAUGGAAACUAUGUCGACUUUUCGAUUUUCACAACGUGUUGCUUGCAUCGAAAAUUAUGCGAGACGAAAUAAAGAAUUAAACGAUAAAACUAUUAUUAAGAAACUAAAGGAGAGAAUAGUUCAACUUGAAGCUCACUUAAUUUCUGGUGAAAGUGAGGAUCGCACCGAAGUUCGACUUUCUCAGGUAUCGCAGCAGCUAAAGCAACUUCUUGUAAAUAAAAGUUCUCAUGAUGAUCCUGAUUAUCGA